AUGAUCAGCAAACUCGGAAACGAUCUCCUCGCCGAAAUUCUGAUUCGCCUCCCGAAUCCUAGAUCUGCCUGCCAGAGCAAAGUCGUCUGCAAGCUGUGGAGAUCCCUGAUUUCUGAUCCCUGCUUCAGUCGUCGUUUCCUUUCUCACCACCAGCGCAUGAACAAACCAGCUCCUCCUCAACUUCUUCUUCUCUCAGAUGACAGGGAAUCGGUCGUCCUGAGAUUUCUCCCCACACCACACCCGUUGAAGAGGGAGGUUUUCGAUUGUUUCAAGGACUUGCUUUUAUGCGGGUUGGGGGAAGUAGGUGACCGCCAUAGUAAUGCUGAACUUGCCAGAUCGUACUUGAUCUGCAAUCCUUUCACGAAGCAAUGGAUCGCUCUCCCUUUGGCCCCCGAAAGACCCGUGGGGCUUACGGAAUUGUGUGCAAGGUUAGUUUGCGAACCCUUAAUUUCUGAUAGUCUUGAUCUAGGAGGUGGCUAUGAGUAUCGGUUCCGCGUGGUCUGUAUUUAUCAAGAUAGGAAUUCCAUGAAGCUAGAUGUGUUCUCUUCCGACUCUGGAAAAUGGAACAAGGAGGCUCUCGUUCUUCAAGGUUGUCGCAGACACCGAAUGAUUGAUGUUGGUUCAUGCAAUGGGGCUUUUAUAUGUGCCCUAUCUUAG
Linum tenue is the source of this 657-nucleotide messenger RNA. The record is from the annotation of a GenBank genome assembly. NCBI's taxonomy places the organism in Eukaryota, Viridiplantae, Streptophyta, Magnoliopsida, Malpighiales, Linaceae.